This is a messenger RNA of Melanaphis sacchari, 894 nucleotides long. RefSeq lists its product as uncharacterized. Gene Ontology annotation, molecular function: nucleic acid binding. NCBI's taxonomy places the organism in Eukaryota, Metazoa, Arthropoda, Insecta, Hemiptera, Aphididae. The record is from RefSeq and is a predicted model, not a curated record. Bases 1 to 894 code for a protein of 297 amino acids. The transcript is spliced from 2 exons.
AUGGCCGAUUUACCGUCUUACCGAGUCCAACCUCAUCGACCGUUCUCACAUGUCGGUAUGGAUUAUGGAGGUCCGUUCCUCGUAAAAGAGCAUCGUCAUCGGAAUGCUCAAGUAAUCAAAGUGUAUCUGGCGUUGUUCAUAUGUAUGUCGGUUAAGGCGGUCCAUCUCGAAAUUGUGUCGGACUUGAGUACAGAUGCUUUCCUCGCGGCCUUAGAUCGUUUUGUUGCGCGACGUGCUGAAGACUUUAUUUCGCGAAGCCAAAAUUCAAGACCGUCUGUCGUCGCAUUUAUCGUGUACCUAACCUGGCACUUCAAUCCGCCUGCCGCGCCUCAUUUCGGCGGCAUUUGGGAAGCCGGCAUCAAGAGCGUCAAAAAUCACCUCAAGCAUGUCAUCGGUCUACAAAUACUGACUUACGAGGAGUUCCUCACCUUAACCAUUCGCAUCGAGGGCAUCUUAAACUCUCGACCUAUCACGCCGACUUCAUCCGACCCGCACAACCUGAGUGUGUUAACACCGGGACACUUCCUGAUCGGACAGCCGAUACACGCCGUGCCCGAACCUGACAUUACCGACGUCCAAGUUAACCGUUUGAACCGUUGGCAGCUCAUUCAACAGUGCCAUCAAUCAUACUGGAAACGGUGGUCACACGAGUACUUGUCCACGUUGCAAAGCCGGCAGAAAUGGUAUAAAACGUCCCCGAAUCUAGCGAUCGGUGACAUGGUCAUCGUCGAAGCUCCUACUCGACCCCCGACUGAGUGGCGACUCGGCCGAGUUACAGAGGUUUACCCGGAACCAGAUGAUGUUGUACGCGUUGUAUCCGUGCGCACCCAGGACGGCAUCUACAAGCGCCCCGUCGUAAAACUUGUGCGUCUCCCGGUUGAACCCUCAACUUAA